Danaus plexippus (monarch butterfly) is the source of this 2476-nucleotide messenger RNA. RefSeq names its product solute carrier organic anion transporter family member 1C1-like. Gene Ontology annotation, biological process: sodium-independent organic anion transport; transmembrane transport. Gene Ontology annotation, molecular function: protein binding. Lineage: Eukaryota; Metazoa; Arthropoda; Insecta; Lepidoptera; Nymphalidae. The record is from RefSeq and is a predicted model, not a curated record. Gene Ontology annotation, cellular component: membrane. The transcript is spliced from 12 exons. Bases 168 to 1871 code for a protein of 567 amino acids.
AACCAACAAGACGUUCGUAAAUAUACUUCAGUUUCAACCGAGCUUUGCAAAAGUACACGUACUGAGUGCUUGAAGUGAUAACAAAAUAAAAAAAAAAUAGUUUUAAUUACAGAUAUAACGAUCAUUAAUAUUAUACACAAUAAUCUGUGUUUUUAUUUAAACAUAGCAUGGAAUGGACACCGCUUGUGAAGGCCCAAGAUCGGGUGAAAUCAUGGAUAAAUCCAACGGGCUUCGAUGUUCAGAAGUUGCGAGGUUUACUGAUGGGGAAUAUUUUAUCUUCAACCGUCGGUGAAGUUUGCGCUUACAGACUUUUACUCCAGGACAUAAGAGGCGGUGAACUACCUUCAUACGUGCCUGAUAUUCUUAUCGUAUCAAUGUCUGCAUUGGAAGCUAUUGUCACCCCCUUCGUGAGCUGGUGGGGCUUUAAGAACCGGAGACUCCUCAUGAUAUCUUACACUCUUAUGGUCAUGCUGACAACUACCUCCUUGUACUUUUUACCGUCAGCGGCCGUUAGAGAAGAGUCAGAGUUCUGUGACGCGGCUAACUUAAACAACGACCUCUCCUACCUGGGUGUCAGCGCGCGUUCAAUAAUACGCCUAAUAUUCAUAAUCUUUUCGAUCGUGGCCUUCCAGUUGACACGAGUGGUCACUUGGACCCAUGGGAUUGGGUACAGUGAUGAAUACGCCCCUGAACGAACCAGCGUACAUUAUGGAGCCCUACUUCUCGUGCGUGUGUUAAUAUUGGUUAUUGGAAAUCGCCUGGUGGCUGAACUGCUGGAAAACCUCCAGCCGGUCCAGAUCUCUUUGGUACUCUUCGGAUAUGUAUUGAACUUCUUCAAGUUCUUCUGCGUCCUUCCCAAACAGGCCCCUGAAGUUGAUGGCGUGCAGAAAACUCAGCUUCCAGUGAUAGGACGAAGUUUUCCUCUAAGCAUGGCCCGCGUGUUGUCUCUGUCGUUGGUGUUGAAGCAGUCCAUGGCCGCUGGUCUUCUAGCAGCCGCGCUCUGGGGCAUAGGAUACAGUCAGGUUCAGAUCGCCAAGGUCAAGUUUCUCUUAGCUCCCAGCGCUAAACUUGGUUUGGCCGAAAUCCUGCUCAUGAUGUUCAUCAUAUUUCCAGUGGCUCUUGCAGGUGUAAAGUUUUCAGUGCCAGUGCUGAAGGAAUACUGCAAGAAGAAGGCUCUGAAACAAAUAGUAAUCAUGACGACCUUCACAUUUGUGUUCCUGGUGCUACUCAUCACUCUACCCAAAUGUGACAGAGGGAGAGUGUCAGGGUUGGGAGACUAUUAUUACGACCACCCGCAGUGUAGUUUUUCUUGUGGUUGUAAGCCAACGUGGUCCGAGUUCAACCCUGUUUGUGUGACAAACAAUAUGACAACCUAUCUCUCUCCUUGUCACGCAGGAUGCAGUAGCUCAGAAACGAUUAAUGGAGUGCUGGUGUACACCAACUGUUCAUGUGCCGGAGGUGGACCUGCCCUUCUCGGAGCCUGUUCCGUCACCAACUGCGACAACCAGUUCCUAUUACAUCUCAUUCUAUUUGUCGUAGUGGUGACCUUCUCUCUGCUAGCUUUCCAAGCGCAGGGUGUCCUGAUCCUCAAAACAGUGGAUCCGAGAGACAAGUCCGUGGCCACGGGGCUGUUUUUAUCCGUGGUCGUCAUGAUCUCAUUCGUCUGUGGUCAUCUCUUAUUUAUGUCUAUACGAGUGGCGACCUGCAGUUGGUACGAGGGUGGUGAGUGCCAUGUCCAGAGUGAUCUCUUCCCAACCGUGGUCGGCUUCACAAGCUGUUUCUUCGCUCUGCUGUCAGCUCUCAUAAGCGUCGUGUCCUUGGUUUUGUGGAAGGUGUAUGAUAACAAUGAUGAAGGCAGUACCAACUUGUGAAAUUUAAUGUAUUUUUAAAUUUUUUAUGUGCAAGAGUGGAAAAUGCCUCCUCCAAUAUAAAUUUUAAUGGUUUUUAAAGUGUAUUCGAGGAAAAUUUAUAGUAACAUCUGUGUUACCGCGUACUUAUAUAUGGAGAUGUGUAUACUCAGAUUAAAAAUAUUAAUCUUUAGGUAUGACAGAAUAAAAUUUUUAUCAUUUGUUUAAUUGUAUAAAAAUUUAAAAUAUGUAAGUUCCAAAAGUGCAUCUUAAUUUAUUUAUCAUUGAAAUGUGUCUGGUAGGUAUGUAGGUAUCUGCAAAAUUUAAUAAUUUUUAAAAAUUUGCAAAGGUUUUUUUUAUGUCACGGCAUGCAUUAUUAUGUCUUCAUAUAAAAUUUAUUCCAUUUAUUUUGAUUAUUUAUAUAGUAUAAAUAAGUAUAAAUAUUAGUCACUAAAUAUAUAUUAUUUGUUAAAUUGCAAAAACGUAACAAAAAUAUAAAAAUUAGUUUUUUUUAAUUGUCAAUUGUAAUGUUGUUUUAAGAAUUGUUGUAAAGUGUAAGGAAUGUCAUGUUGUAUUUGCAUGUGCAUUUAAUGCAAGCUUUAGUACAAAUAUUAAAUUAUUUUAGAUUU